CCAGACCAUCCCAGCUUGUCUCAUUCAGCCUAAGCUGGGCGAAGAGAAGCAGCGCUCUCUCGCUGCCUGCCGGCUGCCUUGCCGAAGCUUUCCCACGGGAAUCGAAGCCUCGGCCACCUCCUGAGGUUCCGGAACUACGGAUCUGACAGGGAGGACAGCUCCACCUCUCGCUUGCAGUACCUGGGCUCGCCCCUGGGUAACUCAGGAUCUGAAGAGCCGUGAUCUUGCUGUGGUCGGAUAGGGAGGCAGGGAAAGGAAGGAAGGACAGAGCUGGGAAGAGUCUCAGCAACAGAUGGAGAGGACCACAGGGCACUAUAGGAAUCCGGCCGGAGAGAUUUUGCGUCUUCCUUUGCACUACUAAGAAAAGACCCCUCCUUUUCCUAUUGCAGCAGCCCCUCAGCAAACAUGCCUUUCCCACCGAUUCAGCAGCCACAGCAGCAGCCGCCGCAGCAGCAGCAGGUCCCUGGGGCUCCGACACCUCCCACUGUCCCUGCCGCUGCUCCCCGAGAGCUGCCCAAGAAGCCUGCAGCCCAGAGGAAGACCACAGUGCACGCCCCUCCGGUCCCAGGUUCCCUGGCCCCUGCAGCUGGGGGCGAGAAGAAGAAACGGCCCCCUGAAAAGCCGGAGAUGCUCCUCUCCAGCUCCUGGCCGUCGGCCACACUGAAGAGGCAACUGGCUAGGAGAGCCCCGGGCCCCGCAGCCAGCAGGACUCAGCCACAGCCCCCGCUGCGCCCCACUCAGCAACCCGUGGCGGCUGCCGCCGCGACCACCUCCCCGCCCGCCCGCCCGCCGAUCCCCGCCACCUGUACGGUGCCCGGACUGACCCACUCCUGCGAGAGCCUGGCAGCCGGCGGGGCCUCGGUGCCGGGGCCGGCGGCGGGCCCCAGCAGCGGGGAGGAGGAAGCCGUGAGGUUCUCGUUGAGCCUCACCCCCGAGGCGAUUUUGGUGAUUCAGAGGCGCAACCUGGAGAAGCAGUUGCUAGCGCGGCAGCGCAGACCCUUCCCUUCGCCAGCCGCGGACACCAAGCGCCUCCUAUCCUCCUGCCCCCGGAGCAAGGCCGGCGCCGCGGGGACCGCCUCCGGCCAGCGUAAGGGCAUUGCCACGAGCGGCGCCGGGAGCACCCCGGUGGGGGGCUUCGGGAGCACGGGUCGCCGCCCCACGCAGUCCCAGCCCCAACUUCUUUCGGGUGCCCUGCAACCCCUCUCCGCCCCCUCCCGAGGGGGGCAGCUGGGAAGUGGCGACUUACGGACCUUGCUGAAGAUCUCUCUCCUGAAUGAGCACCAUAAGUACGAUGAUGUAGAGUAUGAGGAGGAGGCUGAGGCGGUGGACGAGGGCCUGGUGAGGAAGUGUACCGAGUGGCUAAGGGGUGUGGAGAAUGCCGCGGCCACCAGAGACAGGGCUGAAAAGUUGGAGACCCUGCCCCACCUGGGCACCCUCUGAGGCAGCCCGAGGAGAGAGGGGCUCCGCCCCACCCCGACUUCCCGGUUUGAACAAGUGUGGGAUUUGGGGGUGAAACCCACAGAUAUCCUCACUAGGACGGAAACUUCCCCAUCACCAGUGUUCCUCCUCAUCCCGUGUCCCCAUUAGCAGACCUCUUACUCUUCACACACCGUGCACACAUUUCCCCCUGCCCAGGGUGGCAGCAUAGCGAUACUCCCCCCAUUUAUUUCUCCAGCCGCAGAUUUAUUCCUUUCCCUUCAUCUUUUGAAUAUCUGACCCGUGGCAUUAGUAUUCUGUACCACUCUUCCUGCCCCGGGGAUCCCACUGUCCCCCUUUUUUUUCCCCUACAUCUGAGGUUAAAAAUCAGCGGGUUCCGAAAAAUGCCUUGGAACCCCACCACAAAGGUUCAUUUAUUUAUACACCCCAGUGCUUCUUGCCUAGCGACCAGAAACUAGAAGGGGACAAGAAACUCGCAGCCUCUUCUAACUAAGCCUUGGAGUUUGGUGGAUGAUGUUUCACGUAGAGGUAGAACGUUAGUCGGGAGUCGGAGAUCUAGGAGCCGUCCGCAUCUAAGAGAUAACUUGGGUUGACAUUUUUAUUUCUUGCUCCUCCGAGAAGCCUGUUGCUGGACUUGGGUUAAUCGGAUAGCUGGUGCUGAAUCUCUUCCCAUCUGAGCCAUCUAGAUUUUGUUUUUCCACCAGAAACUAGAAAGCUGGGGGUGGGGAGGCAUCAGAGAUCCUGGCAAUUCAAAGACAUCCACCUCUGAUGAGAACUGGGAUGUAAGCCCCGGAAAUAGUAGGCUAUGGUAAAAGAACGCUUUAACGGAUGUGUUACUUUGUUGACAUACAACAGGUGAUUCAUCAUGGGCUUUGUUCUCUCCUUUUAGCCGUCCUUUCUGUAUGCUGUGCACACACACAAGUCUUUCCUGAAACACAGUUACUGGAUUUGUUUUCAAGCACUGGACUCAGGAGGGAGGGGGAAGAGGGGUCAGCUUUUGUCAAGACCAUGGUCUUUAUUCGAAGUGCUCACAAAAUAUCUUUUGUAUUAGGGGGAAAAGAGUAACCAAAUGGGGAAGGAAAAAAUGCACUCAGCUGUACCAGGACACAGGACAAAAUGUUCUGGUCUUGUGGAGAAAUUUCCUGGGAGAGUGAAUUAGGGGUGGGAAGGGAAGAAGCGUUCUGUAUGUGUUUGUAGUAUUUUUAAUCACUGUGUAUAUAUCAUAGUAGCUUUGUACAUUUGUAUAUAACAUUUAAAAAGAACAUUUCUAUUUAUUAUUUGAAUAAAUGGUUAAAUAGCUUUGUGUUUCAAUAGCCAUACAUUUUCAGUUCCCAACUGGAGGUUUGUGUCUAAUAUAUAUCUCUAUGUAUAUACUUUUUAUUUUUAUUUUUUUUUUUUAGCAUUUGAGUACACUUAAUUUUAAAAUUGAAAAGGCUAUGUAAAAUGUGGGUGCUCAGAUAAGGCCUGAAUAAUGUAAAACCGAUAGAAUGUUUUUCUUCAAUAACUGAUUUAUAAAAUUUUAACAGUAACUAGUUUCAUAUCCUUUUAAAAAUAAUGCUGUAAGCCUUCUAUGUUUAAACAAGAACUAUACAUUUUUAUUUUUUUGAACUAAAAAAAUUUGCAGUAGAAAUCUUGGCUUUGGUCUUUCAAGAAAAGGGAUCAGAAGCAAAUAGUAUUAGCCAUAAGACAUGAAAUACUUACUGAAUUAACAGUGAACUAGAUCAACCACUUGCUAAAUUCUUGCCUGUGAAAAUGAAGUCCAGGCCUCUUGAAAAUAAAAUCUUUCUCAAUUGGACAGUUUCAGUCUAUUUUGCAAAUAUAAUGGGAAAUAUAUCUAAUUUGGGUAAGAGAGAAGACACACAAAAUUCCUUUUCUAAAAUGCCUGUUUCAGUAGCCUUGGGGCUAAUUCAGCAUUCAAGUCAAGAUAUUUAACUCCUAAAUGCAGCUGUAGACAAAAGAAACAAAGAUAUUUUCACAAUUUACUGAACUUGUGGAGGAAAACUAAGUCUAGACUCGAAGGGCCGUUAGGAAUGAGUUGAUCUUGUAGUUUGGGGAUGGAAGCCUCUAUGUUGUGGAUCAGAUCCAGGAUCAUCUGAAUUUUACACAUUUCAGCAGGUGUCAAUGAGUAAUGUUUCCUUUAUGCCUAUAUUUGUAAAAAUGUAAUAGUAAAAAAAUACAAACAGCAAUAUUGUGACUAUCUUUAAAAUGAGAUUGGUUUUGUAUCAAAAUCCAUGUCUAUUUCUUAUGUCUCUCUGUUUCUGUAUCUUCUUCCAAAUGUAUUUUUGCAUGUCGUAGUGUUUUUUUUUCCUGUUUCUCUUCCCUGUUUUCCACUCACAUGUAAUUUCCCCUUUUUCUUUCUCACCCCCUGAACCAGCUCAAGAUAUCACAUUAAAAUGUGUAUAUAUAUAUAUUC
Molecule: messenger RNA, 3850 nt
Organism: Sarcophilus harrisii (Tasmanian devil)
Lineage: Eukaryota; Metazoa; Chordata; Mammalia; Dasyuromorphia; Dasyuridae
Gene: PRR18
Product: proline rich 18
Exons: 1
Coding region: 406-1440 (344 amino acids)
Source: RefSeq, a predicted model, not a curated record